Closterium sp. Naga37s-1 is the source of this 726-nucleotide messenger RNA. The record is from the annotation of a GenBank genome assembly. Lineage: Eukaryota; Viridiplantae; Streptophyta; Zygnematophyceae; Desmidiales; Closteriaceae.
AUGCUCCUGUGUCUCCUGGUCUGUUUUUACUCACCGCACUCCCCACAACUCGCCCUGCCUUCUCCUCACCACCCUCCCACAACCCACCCCGCCCUCUCCUUGUCCCGUGGGUGGACAGCAAUGUGCUCAACCUGCUCAUACCUCCCACGAAGCUUCCUUUACCUUCCUUCCCUCACACAGCUGAAAGCAAGAUCUGUGGUCUUCUCUUCCUAUGUGUGUCAGCCCUUCUCCUUUCCCCCCCCAACUCCGCCCCUGCGUUCUCAUCCCCACUACACCCACCCUGCAUGCCCCUCGUGCCUGGCUGCACCAGGUGGUAGACAGCAACGCUAUCAACUGCAUGCCAUCUCUGCCCUCCAUGUUCAUCCCCUCUCUCACACCCGUCCCUGUACCCCAUGUGCUGUGCAGGUGGUGGACAACAACGCCAUCAGCCGGCGGGUGGCAUGUCAUUUCCGUCCUUCCGUUCUCAUCCAAUUCGGGGCUCUAUUGGACCUACCCAUGUGCUAUGCAGAUGGUGGACGACAACUCCAUCAACCGGCGACAAGAGCAUGGCAUCUCCAUGCCUCCGUUCUCAUCCCCUUUCAACCCCGCUGCAUGCCCUUGGCUCUGCCUGUGCAGGUGGUGGACGACAACGCGAUCAACCAGCGGGUGGCAGCGAGCACGCUGGCGCAGUACGGGGCGGAGGUGGCGCUGGCAGAGUCGGGCGAGGCGGCGCUGCGCCUGCUGUAG